UCACUUCACUGUUGAAUCUUGGAAGUGCUUUGAGUUUAUUUGUAGUGGUACUUUCUAUGAGCUUCAACCACCAACAUCAUUGUCCUGAAAGAAAAAAGGUGACUUCCUUUCUUUAAUUUCUUGGGGUUUUAAUGGAAGAUUCGGAGUGGGUACUUGUGAAAGAACCAACAGACAGAGAUUUAUGGAACCCAAGUUUGAAAAAUGCUGAAAAAAGUUCAAGGCCUCUUGAGAUAAGGUUCAAUGAGCCAGCUAAGCACUGGACUGAUGCCCUUCCUAUUGGUAAUGGCCGUCUUGGUGCUAUGGUUUGGGGUGGUGUUGCAACUGAGAUUCUCAAUCUUAAUGAGGAUACACUUUGGACUGGAACUCCCGGGGAUUAUACUAAUCCUGAAGCUCCAAAGUCGUUGGCUGAGGUCAGAAAACUUGUUGAUAAUGGCCAAUACGCUGAGGCUACUGAAGCUGCUGUAAAUUUGAUGGAUAAUUUCCCUGAGGUUUACCAGCUCCUUGGAGAUAUUAAGCUUGAGUUUGAUGAUUCUCAAGGGACAUUUCACGAAGAAAAGUAUGAGAGAGUGCUGGAUUUGGACACAGCAAAAGUGAAAGUUAACUACUCUGUCGGUGGUGUAGAAUUUGCAAGGGAAUAUUUUGCAUCAAACCCAGAUCAAGUGAUUGCAGCAAAGGUUUCCGCAAAUAAGCCGGGAUGCUUAACUUUUACCCUAUCCAUGGAUAGCAAAAUGCAUCAUCAUACUUAUGUCAGUGGAAAUAAUCAGAUCACCAUGGAAGGAAGUUGCCCAGGCAAAAGAAAGACAACGAAGGUGUAUGUGAAUGACAAUCCCGAAGGAAUUAAGUUUGCUGCGAUUCUCGAUUUACAGAUCAACGAGGGUUCGGGUAUUAUACAUGUUUUAGACAAUAGAAGGUUCCGUGUGGAGAAAUGUGAUUGGGCUAUUAUCCUUCUAGUGGCCGCUUCAUCAUUUAAUGGACCGUUUACCACAGUGGAUUCAAAAAAAGAUCCCAAGUCAGAAUGUUCAAGCAUGAUGAAUUCAAUAAAGAAGUUUUCAUAUUCUGAAUUGUAUGCACGGCACUUGGAUGACUAUCAGAAGCUGUUUCAUCGAGUUUCCUUGCAGUUGUCGAAAAGCUCUGACAGUGUAGCAAGUGAAAGUGCUACAGUUUCGACUGCAGAUAGGGUGAAGUCUUUUAAAACUGAUGAAGAUCCAUCCCUUGUGGAGCUUCUAUUCCAGUAUGGGCGAUAUCUACUUAUUGCUUGUUCACGUCCUGGGACCCAGCCUGCAAACCUGCAAGGCAUAUGGAACUACAUGUUAGAGCCACCAUGGGAUUGUGCCCCUCACUUGAAUAUCAAUCUUCAAAUGAACUAUUGGCAUGCACUCUCGUGUAAUCUUAAGGAGUGUCAAGAACCUCUCUUCGACUACAUAACAUCUCUGUCAAUCAACGGAAGCAAAACUGCAAAAGUGAACUAUGAAGCUUCAGGUUGGGUUGCUCAUCAUGUGUCUGAUAUAUGGGCAAAAACAUCUCCAGAUCGAGGUCAGGCUGUCUGGGCUCUGUGGCAAAUGGGCGGAGCGUGGCUUUGCACUCAUUUAUGGGAGCAUUACACUUAUACAAUGGACAAAGCCUUUUUAGCAAAUAGAGCUUAUCCCUUGCUGGAAGGAUGUACUUCAUUUCUGUUGGAUUGGUUGAUUGAAGGGCGUGGAGGGUAUUUAGAAACCAACCCAUCAACCUCUCCUGAGCAUAAUUUUACCGCUCCUGAUGGUAAACCAGCUAGUGUGAGCUACUCAUCAACCAUGGACAUGUCAAUCAUAAGAGAAGUUUUCAAUGACAUUAUUUUUGCUGCUGAGGUCCUUGGAAAAAGUGAAGAUCACCUGAUUAAAAGAGUCUGUAAAGCUCAACCUCGUCUUCGGCCAACCAAAAUUGCACGAGAUGGUACAAUCAUGGAGUGGGCACAAGAUUUUGAGGAUCCAGAGCCGCAUCAUCGUCAUGUUUCACACCUUUUUGGCGUCUUCCCGGGCCACACAAUCACUGUGGCUGAGACUCCUGCCCUCUGUAAAGCCACUGAUAAUACCCUGUAUAAAAGAGGGGAGGAGGGUCCAGGUUGGUCAACAACAUGGAAAGCCGCACUAUGGGCACGUCUUCAUGACAGCGAGCAUGCUUACCGCAUGGUCAAGCAUCUAUUUUAUUUGGUAGAUCCUGAUCACGAGGUCAGCUUCGAAGGAGGUCUCUACUCUAAUCUGUUCACAGCACACCCUCCUUUUCAGAUUGAUGCCAACUUUGGUUUUUCUGCAGCAAUAGCAGAAAUGCUUGUGCAGAGCACCAUGAAAGAUUUGUACUUGCUCCCAGCCCUUCCUCGAGAUAAAUGGCAAAAUGGUUGUGUUAAAGGCUUGAAAGCACGGGGAGGUGUGACAGUCAGCAUCUGCUGGAAUGAAGGAGAUCUUCAUGAAGUUGGCCUAUCAUCAAAUGAACAGACUACUACGAAAAGGCUGCAUUAUAGAGGACGAACUGUGGCUGCAAAGUUGCUGACCGGCAAGGUUUACACGUUCAACAAGCAGUUGAAUUGUGUGAAGACAUACACUCUCUUCUAGUGGUACACCGUACAAGUUUAGCUUGAUGGUCAGCUAAAUGAGAGAACUUGAAUUCGACAUAUAUUAGGAUAAAGCAUAGGGACUAAGGUUCUUGAUUUUUAUGCAAAGAUGAUCUCUAUUUGUGUGGUCCGCUUUAGUGGCUGCAUUUUCACCUUUAUAUAACUUUAUAAUUACCAUGUUAAUAACCGACAUCACUUUAAUUUGGAGGUGUUGUUGCCUUUUCUG
Messenger RNA from Lycium barbarum (goji berry), 2810 nucleotides. Its product is annotated as alpha-L-fucosidase 2. The transcript is spliced from 10 exons. Gene Ontology annotation, molecular function: alpha-L-fucosidase activity. NCBI's taxonomy places the organism in Eukaryota, Viridiplantae, Streptophyta, Magnoliopsida, Solanales, Solanaceae. The record is from RefSeq and is a predicted model, not a curated record. Gene Ontology annotation, biological process: carbohydrate metabolic process. Bases 132 to 2585 code for a protein of 817 amino acids.